Molecule: messenger RNA, 1455 nt
Organism: Aspergillus oryzae RIB40
Lineage: Eukaryota; Fungi; Ascomycota; Eurotiomycetes; Eurotiales; Aspergillaceae
Exons: 4
Coding region: 1-1455 (484 amino acids)
Biological process (GO): transmembrane transport
Molecular function (GO): transmembrane transporter activity
Source: RefSeq, a predicted model, not a curated record
AUGUCAUCACAAUCCUCUGAGACUCUGGAGCUCAAAGAAGCCAAUGCCAGUGUGUCGCAUAUACCCGCGGAGGUUUCAGAUAGCAAUGUGGGCUGGGAUAGCGAUGAUGACCCUCAAAACCCAAUGAACUGGUCGAACGCCUGGAAAAGGACGAUCAUCAUAUUGGUUGCCUUUGCCACGUUCAACGACGCCGCAGCAUCGAGCAUUUUCACCCCAGGGGUACCGCUCGUUCUCGAAGAAUUCCACGAGACAAACCCCACCAUUUCGCCGUUUCUCAUAUCGGUCCAUAUCAUUGGCUUCGCAACGGGGCCGCUACUUUUCUCCCCGCUCAGUGAGAUCUACGGAAGAUAUCUUAUCAUGCAGAUUUCAAAUAUAGCUUUCUUUUUUUCUUGCAUUCUCUGCGCCGUCAGUGUCGAUGUACCUAUGCUAGCUAUCGCUCGCAUACUUCUGGGUGUGGCUGGCUCUGUACCCAAUGCUUUGGCAGGAGGGUUUGUAGCGGACCUGAUACCCCUGGAAAAACGGGCCAGCUCGCUCGCCUUAUUGGCCGCGGGGGUUCUAUCAAGUGAACUCACAUUCAGUUUAGGCCCGAUUGUAGGCGGUUACAUGGCACUAAAGGUGGGCUGGAGAUGGACAUUCUGGCUCGAAGGCAUCGUGGUUGGCUGCAGCACCAUACUAUCAUUCUUCUUCCUACGAGAGACCUACGCGCCAACCCUCCUUAAAAGAAAAGCCGCGAGACUAGGGCUCCAAAAACCCCUCAAAGAGAGCGAAAGCACCUGGCAAGUUAUCCGAAGAGGCAUUUCUCGACCAAUGAAACUCUGUUGCUUCUCCCCAAUCAUGAUGAUCAUCUCACUCUACAACUCCAUCUGUUACACAUACUUAUACUACAUGAUCACAACAUUCCCCACGCUCUUCGGCGAACACUACGGCUUCAACGCAGGGGAAGUCGGCCUCACUUACAUCGCCCAAGGAGUCGGCUGCCUAAUCGGCCAGGUCGCAGUCGGCCGCUUCGCAGACUGGUACAUCAAACGCCAACAAGCCCGGAACGGCACCACGACGCCCGAAGAUCGACUGCCCCCCGCCAUUGUCGGAUAUGUCGUUCUCGCCAUCGGCAUGCUGUGGUUCGGGUGGUCGGCGCAGGUGCACGCCCACUUCAUGGUCCCGAUUGUCGGGUCCGGUGUUGUAGGUUUGGGUCUUGUGGGCGGGUUCCUGGUUGUGCAGGUGUAUAUUGUGGAUACUUUUACUAUCUAUGCGGCUAGUGCGUUGGCUGCGAAUAACCUUAUUCGGUCUAUUGUUGCGGCUGUCUUGCCUCUGUCUGGUCCGGCGAUGUAUGAGCGUCUUGGGUAUGGUUGGGGGGAUACUAUUCUGGGUUUUACGGCGUUGGCUCUGGCUCCGACUCCGUUGUUGUUGAUGAAGUAUGGGGAGAGAAUUCGGACGCGGUGGCCUGUAGAAUUAUAA